Molecule: messenger RNA, 5201 nt
Organism: Pelodiscus sinensis (Chinese soft-shelled turtle)
Lineage: Eukaryota; Metazoa; Chordata; Testudines; Trionychidae
Gene: USP6NL
Product: USP6 N-terminal like
Biological process (GO): regulation of GTPase activity
Molecular function (GO): GTPase activator activity; small GTPase binding
Source: RefSeq, a predicted model, not a curated record
CCGGCUGGGCGGGGGGGUUUCCAUAGCGGCGGCGAGUAGGUGUCACACACCGGGGCGCUUCCUGGUUGGAGGCCGCUGCGGCCGGCCGCGGCACUGCACUGGGAAGCGCGGCGGGGAGGGAGCCCCGGCAGGAGCAGGAGGCCGAGACAAGGACAUGUAUACCUCUGAGAAAUCUUUUCCAAGAAGAUACCUUGGUUCUAUACCUGCCUUGAGCCAUAGGCAAAGAAGUUUCCAGUCAUGAAUUCAGAUGCUGAGCAGGAUGCUGCUAUCAAACUUGCCCAGGAACGAGCCGAAAUAGUUGCCAAGUAUGACAAAGGACGAGACGGUGCCCAGAUUGAACCUUGGGAAGAUGCAGACUACCUUCUUUACAAAGUCACAGACAGAUUUGGCUUUCUACAUUCGGAGGAGCUUCCUUUUCAUGAUGCAGUAAUAGAAAGGCAAAAGCAUCUUGAAAUUGAAAGAACUACAAAAUGGCUAAAAAUGCUGAAAAGCUGGGAAAAAUACAAGAACAGUGAAAAGUUCCAUAGGAGAAUUUAUAAAGGAAUUCCACUGCAGCUGAGAGGUGAAGUCUGGUGUUUACUACUCGAUGUCCCUAAAAUGAAAGAAGAAAUGAAAGACUUUUAUAAUAAAUUAAAACAUCGAGCACGAGGUUCUUCACCUGAUAUCAGGCAAAUCGAUCUUGAUGUAAAUCGAACAUAUAGGGAUCAUAUCAUGUUUAGAGACAGAUAUGGUGUUAAGCAACAAUCCUUAUUCCAUGUUUUAGCUGCAUAUUCAAUAUAUAAUACGGAAGUUGGAUAUUGUCAGGGAAUGAGCCAGAUCACAGCUUUACUCCUCAUGUAUAUGAAUGAAGAAGAUGCCUUCUGGGCCCUGGUGAAACUACUCUCAGGUCCCAAACAUGCUAUGCACGGCUUUUUUGUUCCUGGUUUUCCAAAACUGUUGCGGUUUCAAGAACAUCAUGAGAAAAUACUGAAGAAGUUUUUGUCUAAACUUAAGCAACACUUGGAUUCCCAGGAGAUCUCCACUAGCUUUUACACAAUGAAGUGGUUUUUUCAGUGUUUCCUUGAUCGUACACCCUUUACAUUAACUCUCAGGAUAUGGGAUAUCUACAUACUUGAAGGAGAACGCAUUCUCACUGCUAUGUCUUACACAAUUCUGAAACUACAUAGAAAACAUCUGCUUAAAUUGCAAAUGGAAGAACUUGUGGAAUUUCUUCAGGAGACUCUAGCCAAGGAUUUCUACUUUGAAGAUGACUUUGUAAUAGAGCAGCUCCAAAAUUCUAUGUCUGAACUGAAACGAGCAAAGUUGGAUCUACCAGCAGCUGGUAAAGAUGAUGAAUUUCCAAAGCAGCCAUUGGGACAAAUUCCAUUGGAACCUCAGCCUGCCAUGAUUAAUCUUACUCAUAUGCUCAAUGGACAGAGCAAUACUAGCAUAUCAAGAACACAGACAGCAAGAAGGACAGAAAGGAGACAGCCUCCUGAAAGAAUACAAGAAAAUUCACCAGAUAACCAAACAAGAAUUAAUUCAUUGGAAAAGAAACCUUCUUUGAAACAACAAAAGCCUGGACCAGCCGAGAGGAGUGGGCUAUCUAAGAAUGACUCAGAUAUCAGAAAAAAAUCUCAGUCAGCAGUGCAAGACUAUUCUAGACACUAUAACAAUGGAGCUGCUAACCAAAAUUCUAAUGCUUCUUCAAAUACAAGAAGGGAAUUUGUACCUAAAUGGAAUAAACCUUCAGAUAGCAAAGUUUUUGAAAAGACUACAAAACGUAUUGUGGAGGUAAAAGGUGGGCCAGUAAACCAUGCUAUUUCAGUCACUCCACCAAGUCCUGGUGAAUCACAGCCAUUGAAUGUAAAGCAAAAGAUGAGGGUUUUGGAAGUUGAUGAAGGUAAGCGAGGCUCUAACGCAUCACAGUAUGAUAAUGUUCCAGGUGUUGACCAUGAGAAUGAGAAUCCUAUUGAUGAAAUGCUGGAAAGAGCUCACGCACAAAGUCCCAGGAAUGUAACAUACUCUAGUAGUCCUAGAAAACAAGUUGCAAAAAUUCCUGGCCCACCAAAAAUAUCCAACAAUUAUGUGGUCAGUUCCCAGCCAAGAAGCCCAAGGUAUUCAUCUCAGUCUGAUGGGUCAGAUCAUGGAUCAAAUGUUAAACAACCACCACCAUCUUACAGUAACCCACCUAUUUACCAUGGAAACACUCCAAAACAUGUCUCCAGCUUCAUUAGUGCGAAUUUUAUACCUUCACAGUAUAAUCAUGGGAAUCGAACCAACAGUUCUGGCAGACCAUAUGGUUCUGUUUUUCCAACAGAUUUUUCUCCAGAUAAACUGCAUAUGAACUCUUACCCUACUAAUCGCCCAAAUCCUUUUUCUUCACCCUCUAGUCGAAUAGAAGUUUUACCUGCUGAUGCCUACCCUGGCAAUUCUAGAUCACCCACAGGUGUCAAAUUUAUAAUUCCUCCAGUGGAUUAUUUGCCAGAUAACAGAAAGAGGCCGGACGCUGCGUAUAUGUAUAGACAUGACAUAUAUGGGCAGCCACGGAAUCAAGAUACUAACCAAAGCCACUUGGGUAACUUACAGAAGUACCCAGCCUUUCAGCCAACAUCUAUUCAGGAUCAUAAUCUUCCAACUGUUUCUGUGGAUAGUCCAAUAAGAUACAGGACUUCACCAACCUUGGAAGAACAUGGUUUACCACAAUAUCAAUAUUCAUCACCCCCUACCCAGCUCUACAGAAACCAAAAUGAUGGGUUGUCUAUGCAUGAAUCAGUGCUUCUGUGAGACUCAAUCAAUGCUAACUGAAAAGGCAAGAACUUUGAAAACAAUAGAAUAUAUAUUGUUGUGUUUAUAAUUGUCCAAGCCAGUAUUUUAGACAGAAUGUGGGCAGUUCAUGCAAUUCGCUGAUAAAAUAAUAAUAUUAUUUCAAAACAGUUUUAAAAUUUGGCUGAAAGUUGAGCUUUUUAACUUGCAUUGGACCUGUUGAAAGGGAUCUGAUACAGAUAAACAUAGCAAUAGCAAUAGACUCAUCUGCAAAUGUAUCUAACACUACCAUGUUUCUGAAGUUUAAAUGAUUUGCACAGAGCUAUGAGCUUUCUGCCUAGCAACUAUAAUACAUUUGCAAACUGCAUUUUGACUGACAUUACAGUGCAUUAAGUGUGCUUGUGCAAAUACACAAACAUGUACAUGGAGAAUAACUAAAGAGUCUAAAAUGUAGAUGCAUUUACUCUUGGGCUGCAUUAAUGAAGUACUUUUAUUUCUCUUGAAUUGUUUUCUUUUUAAUUUAUUUGAUAAAUGACCCAUUCAUUUUGGAUGGCCUUUCCUGUCUUUCUAUAUAAACUGCCUCAGUAACCCAGGAUCUGAUUGGACUUGGAGAGAUGCUCUGGGUUAUUAAUGUAAUCUUAUGGUAUGCUAAUUCCCAAUUAAUCUUCAUUCCUUUGGCUGCUAUCUUGCCUAUCCCUCAGCUAGGAGGAACAGGCAAGCAAAACCAUGGAGCCAAAAGAGAGUCUGGUCUGUCCGACAAAUGGUGCUUAAAAUCAGGGCAGUCUGAGUAUAGCAAGUCUUUAGUGUAUGGGUGAACUUUCAGCACAGAAUCUGUAUCCUUGCACCCAAAUCCAGUGUUAACGCAAUGCUUUGUGUUCCCAUUUAAGUCUUCUGAACCAUUUGAGCAUAAUGUAUGCAUUGCUAGAAGCAGAAAUGGUGCUGCAUUCUCACACUAAGCAGCUUUACCAUGGGGUCUCACUUAGCAAACCAGUCCUAGUGUGAGCUACGGGAUUGCCAAACAGUCUUCUUCCUGAUACAAGAGUAUUGCCAGUCACUUGAAAUUUGGGGAGAGAAUAUGGGGGUUGUGUAGCUAUUUUGACCCAGUGUAUCCUAGGGUCAACAACUCUCUAAGAUUGUCCUGAAGUCUCCAGGAAUGACAGAUUAAUCUUUAAUUAAAGAUUGUCAUGUGAUGAAACCUCCAGGAAUAAAUCCAACCAAAACUGAGAGCCCUAUAAUGGGCAUGCAUUCAGUGCUGCUUCCCAUGAGCUCAAUAAUGUCAGUUCAAUUACAUGUUUUGCUUUUGCCCUCCUUUUUCCAGAAAGCAAUAGGUGCAUGGUCAGGGUUGGGCAAAUGCUGUUGCACUGUCACGCCAUUGUGAGAUUGUAUGAUUUGUUACGCUAAAGCCACCCUGACUGUUAAUAAGAAGCUUAAUAGGCUCUUUGUAAUUAAAUAUAUUUUUCAAAAUUUGUGUUGGCAGCCUUUUGUAUUCUACAUUCUCCUUUGCUUUCAUCCACUGUGAAAAGAAAAAAAAUUGCAGGUUAAGUGGCGUACUUGGUGUGCAGUCUUGUGAGAUGCUGAAUGUAGGAAUUGCUAAGCACUCUGAACUCUCUUUGAAGUUAAUGAGAGCUGAGGGUCAGAGGCCUCUUGCAAGACUGAGUCCUUAGAGUUUUUAACAGAAAAGAUUUAUAAUACUUAAAUACCAAAACACUGGUCAGUUCUGAGACACGUAAAAACUUCCUUUGUUUGCGGAGGUUUUUGUCAUUUGCAUUUUGUUUUGAGAGGUGCUUUAGCAGAAUACAUUGAACACUAGAAAACAUAACUUUAUGAGCUGUAGUGCCUAUUCUUGCUGCAGGUUAGCUGUCUAGGUUUUAAGGUACAGAAGUAAAAUGUUUUUUUUAAAAUGGAAGUAAUGUUUAGUAUAUUUCACGUGCUUCUUUUGUGUAUAUAGUGAGCGUUGUAAUUUUUAAUGAACUGUGCAGUUUGAUAUUUUAAAGAUUGAAAACUGCGGUGAAGUAACAGUAGCUAAGCACUACACUGAAAAACUUCUAAACUGAAAUCGUGAUGAUGAAUGAGGCUUACCUUAGUUCUGAUUGCUUGCAGCCGCUUAGCAAUGUAUGUAUAUAAUAAUGUGGUUAAGUGUAAUAAUCCCAAAGUUUUAACCAUGGUUCUGUGAUUCAUAAAAAAUAAAGCUGUAUAAAUUACUUUGUGCUAGCAGCCUGGGACUGCUCCAAAAUAUGUAUCAACACUAGUAAAUACUGUAGAUUUUUAUAUAUAAAAUAUAUACACACUAUUUUCUUAUGCCAUCUACAACAGUUUUUUAACUGUGUAUUCUAUUUUGAUGUGAUUGCAUUUUUAACAUGUUAAAAAUAAUAAUAAUAAUAACAAGGUCUACGUUGUUGUGUCUUUUUUACCAUGUGUAUGCUUGUAGAGAAAGCCAUACUUCUGGUCUUCCCAGG